Mauremys mutica (yellowpond turtle) is the source of this 1824-nucleotide messenger RNA. RefSeq names its product solute carrier family 25 member 46 (gene SLC25A46). Gene Ontology annotation, biological process: mitochondrial fission; mitochondrial membrane fission; axon development. The transcript has 8 exons. NCBI's taxonomy places the organism in Eukaryota, Metazoa, Chordata, Testudines, Geoemydidae. Gene Ontology annotation, cellular component: mitochondrial outer membrane. Bases 115 to 1350 code for a protein of 411 amino acids. The record is from RefSeq and is a predicted model, not a curated record.
GUCGGAUUCCGGUUCCGACCCGGAAGUAGAUGCUGAGCGGCGGCAGCACCGGGUUCCUCGGUCGCUGUUGUUCGCGGCAGUUUGCAGACGCCCGCGCCCUCGUCGCGUUCCCCGAUGCAGCCGCGGCGCCCUGAGGGCUUCGAUGGGCUGGGCUACAGGGGGGGCGGCCGGGAGGAGCCGGGCCCCGGGGCCAAGCCCUACAGCUCCUCCUCGGACCUGAGCCACUGGGUCUCCAGCCCCCCCGACAUCCCGGGCAGCCGCAACCUGCACUGGGGGGAGAGGACCCCGCAGUACGGGGCCGGCCCGGCCGGAACCCCCCUCGGGGGAGUCGGCCUCAACGACGAGCCGUACCCUGCGGGCGCCGGCACCAGCUCCGAGCAGUUGAAUAGAUUUGCAGGCUUUGGUAUUGGCCUUGCCAGUCUAUUUACAGAAAAUGUUUUGGCACAUCCUUGCAUUGUUCUACGUCGCCAAUGUCAGGUUAAUUAUCAUGCCCGGAAUUAUCAUCUCACUCCAUUUACUAUUGUCAAUAUUAUGUACAGCAUCAAUAAGACCCAGGGUCCAAGAGCUCUUUGGAAAGGAAUGGGGAGCACUUUCAUAGUUCAGGGCAUAACCCUUGGAACAGAAGGCAUCAUCAGCGAAUUUACACCUUUGCCAAGGGAACUUUCACAUAAAUGGAGCCUCAGACAAAUAGGAGGACACCUUCUACUGAAAAGCCUAACCUAUGUGGUAGCAAUGCCUUUUUAUUCAGCAAGCCUGGUUGAAACUGUGCAGAGUGAAAUCAUUCGAGAUAAUCCUGGAAUUUUGGACUGUGUGAAAGAAGGGAUUGGCAGAGUGAUUGGCAUGGGAGUACCCCAUAGCAAACGGCUCCUCCCCCUUAUGGCCUUGACCUUUCCCACUGUUAUACAUGGAGUUCUUCAUUACAUCAUCAGUUCCAUCAUCCAGAAGUUUGUACUGCUUGCCCUAAAAAGGGAGAAUUCCCAGAGCCUUCCAACAGAGAGCUCCAAUUCUGUGCAGAGUAUGUUGGAUGCUUAUUUUCCAGAACUUAUAGCUAGCUUUGCUGCCAGCCUUUGUGCUGAUGUCAUGAUUUACCCACUGGAGACAGUUUUACACCGCCUUCAUAUUCAGGGAACACGCACAAUAAUUGACAAUACAGACCUUGGCUAUGAAGUGCUUCCAAUCAAUACUCAGUAUGAGGGAAUGAGAGACUGCAUCAAUACUAUAAAGCGGGAAGAAGGAAUGCUGGGUUUUUAUAAAGGGUUUGGAGCUGUUGUUGUACAGUAUACACUGCAUGUGGCUGUUUUACAGCUCACUAAAAUUAUUUACUCCAUGCUGCUUCAAAAUGUUGCUUAAAAGUACAUUCUUAUUGAUUUAGCAUUUGGGACAUGAUCUGGUCACUUAAUGAAUUAUGGUAAAAAUAGGAUAGGAAAAUGAAAUCUAAAAGAUGAGAAUCUGUAGUAGUGGUUUCUCUUUUUGCAAUCUGAAGUGUUCAUUUAAAAACUGGAAUUUGAAUUUCAAAAUGUCCUUUUUAAGAAGUAUUCCAUAAAAUUAAAAUGAGGACUAUUGCUAGAAUUUGAAUAUCUUGAAAUGUGAAAUAUUAUGUGGAAGAGAAUCAUAAUUUAAAAUGGGCAAAUUCAUAUAGAGGAUAUAUAUGACUUAUCUCAUUUCAGUAUAGAUAACCUUUGCAUCUACCUGUAGACUGACAUGGAAAAUGGCAUUUCUAAUGGCACUGUUCACGUACGCUAUAUGACUAAAGGACAAAUAGUGGUUGUCAUCUUUGGCAAUGAAUUUCUUCUGAUAAAUAAAGGGGUUUGGAUUUAGAACUAA